AUGCAACACGACCAAAAAGGCAGUCGCAACCGCAAUUUAAAUCCCUGGCCACCGCCAGACUUGCCUCCAAAAUUCAAACAACAUAUACUUGAAGAAAUGGGUGGUACGGGUUUGGUUUUGGUCAUACAAAAGACCAUCUUUUACUCCGAUGUCAACCCUACUGCCAGUCGUUUCUCCAUACCCUUCUUCCAAGUCAAGACUCAUGACUUCCUCAACGAGGCAGAGGCUAAAGAGUUGGCUCACAAAAACCGCAUGCAGGUGUGCCUCUUAGACCCAUCGUUGAAGCAAACAAGCAUUACCUUUAACAAGUGGGUUAUGGGGAACACCUCGCUCUAUGUCCUCACCAACACCUGGAACUCUGUUUUCAAGAACAACCAACUGGAGAAAGGGGUCAUGGUGCAGCUCUAG
Gossypium raimondii (Peruvian cotton) is the source of this 408-nucleotide messenger RNA. Its product is annotated as putative B3 domain-containing protein At2g27410. The record is from RefSeq and is a predicted model, not a curated record. Gene Ontology annotation, molecular function: DNA binding. Lineage: Eukaryota; Viridiplantae; Streptophyta; Magnoliopsida; Malvales; Malvaceae. The coding region runs from base 1 to 408 and encodes 135 amino acids. The transcript has a single exon.